Messenger RNA from Neolamprologus brichardi, 655 nucleotides. NCBI's taxonomy places the organism in Eukaryota, Metazoa, Chordata, Actinopteri, Cichliformes, Cichlidae. The record is from RefSeq and is a predicted model, not a curated record.
GACAGCCCGGUAAUGCACUACCAGUCAAAAAAGUUCAAAUAUCAAGAAGCUUCCUACGUUGGCCGAGUCUCAUUUGGACUCAAGGAUGCAGCGUCAGGCGGGCUGAAUUCAGGUGAUGUGAGCCUGAAGCUGCUGAACGUCAAAACUGAGGAUGCAGGAGAUUUUGUUUGUUAUGUCAGCAGCAGCCAGGGUUAUGACAGUGCACCUGUCAAUCUAAUCGUGACAGCUUCGGGAAGUCCUCCUUUUCUAUCAGUAGUGUGGGGAGAAGAUGACAAGGUGAACGUGAGCUGUGAAUCUGAAGGCUGGUAUCCACAGCCUGUGCUGCGCUGGUCAGACAAGAAGCAGGAUGUGAAACCUCAAAGUCUGGUGUACAGAAAUCUGUCUUCUGGACUUUUUUUAGUCCACAGUUGGCUUCUUCUUUCCUCCACCUCUGAGCCUUCCUGCUCAGUGGGUCUCUCUGAUAAAGAGGUAAAGGAGGCCAAAGUGAGCCUGGGAACUCUUCAUAACACUGCUAAACCUGAGUCAGAGUCCUCGCCAGGUGGGUGGGUGGCCUUUGCACUGCUUCUUGUUGCCACAUUAGUGUUGGCUGCAUUGGGAGUGAUGUACUACAGAAAGAAAGUGAGGAACGCCCAAUCAGGAAGAGACCAAAUUGAUG